CUUCAAACACUUCUUGCAUUUAAAUGUAGCUUAAAAUAAAACAAUCAUUUUGAGUGUAAAAAUUUACAUUUAAAGUUAAAAUACGCUUGUGUUUUAAAUUCAUUCCCGCUAUGAAAGAUUUUUGUCUUAAAUCCAAAAAAAAAGAACUGAUUUUUUUUUUGUUUUAAAACACUUAUCGUUAUUUAAAUCAAACAAAUGAACAUAUAUAAAAAGCCUCUUCUCAAGAAAGUAUCAGUUAGUUAUUCAACUUAAUACUUCUUAUAGAACAAUGGCACGUAAAUUAUUUGUCUUAUCUUUAGCAGCAGCACUAUUAGCUCUUGUAUCAGCACUCUCUUCUCCUUUAGGUUCCAAUAAUAACGCUGCAGGUGUAGCUCAUUAUGACAAGUCCGCUUCCAAGUCCGCUACUACCACCACCAAAAAGUCAAAGAAGGAAGCUAAGAAAUCCUCUAAAGAAGCUGCCAAGAAGUCAAGAAAGGAAGCUAAGAAAUCCUCUAAAGAAGCUGCCAAGAAGUCAAGAAAGGAAGCUAAGAAAUCCUCUAAAGAAGCCGCCAAGAAGUCAAGAAAGGAAGCUAAGAAAUCCUCUAAAGAAGCCGCCAAAAAGUCAAAGAAGGAAGCUAAGAAAUCCUCUAAAGAAGCCGCCAAAAAGUCAAGAAAGGAAGCUAAAAAGGGCCAUAAAAAAGACCAUGACAAGAAAGCUGCUAAAAAGGGCCAUAAAAAAGCCCAUGACAAGAAAGCUGCUGAAAAGGUAAAGAAAGCUGAUAAGAAAGAUAAGAAGCACAAUCACAAGCACAAGCACCAUAAGCAUUAA
This is a messenger RNA of Cokeromyces recurvatus, 808 nucleotides long. RefSeq lists its product as uncharacterized. The record is from RefSeq and is a predicted model, not a curated record. The transcript has 2 exons. NCBI's taxonomy places the organism in Eukaryota, Fungi, Mucoromycota, Mucoromycetes, Mucorales, Mucoraceae. The coding region runs from base 269 to 808 and encodes 179 amino acids.